UGAUCUUGUUCUGGCUGGACGUCGCAGAUCUUCACGCGUGGUAGUUCUGCGAGUCGCGAGCGCUCUAACUCUGCUGGUGUGGAAUCGUAAGCGAAUAUGGCAGCAGCAGCCAACUAAGUCCGAAGAACUGUAGUUUCUUGCUGCAACUACAAGGUAAACAUAUUCUAAUCGUAAUCGUCAUGUCAUUUCCCCAAAAACAAACGCAAACCAGUACCAAAUCGACGCGAGAAAGUAUUGCCACGACGACAGUAUAGAAGCUGCAAGUGCAAACAGCUGCUAGAGCCCGUACCACAAUUAUAAACACGAACACGGCUAGUACGUUCGUCGGACUCAUCUUCACGCUUUUUCCUACUUCCUUCUUGUGGUUGUUUCACAUUGAAAAUGCCGUUCGAUAAUAUGCGCGACCCGCUGGCUGUGUUCGAGGAGAAGGAUAUGCAGUCUUACGGGCUUUCCCGUCGGCCGACGACGGCCGACAAAAUUGCUAUGAUGGUGCAAAUACAGAAAGAGCUGGAGAAGCCGGUGUUUCGCCCCAAAACCCGCGUUGUGCUGCGGAACCUGGUAGCGCGGCCGGAGCUGAAUGGGCGGCUCGGGGAGGUCGUGACCGAGCUGAAGGAGAAGGGGCGCUUUCGGGUGAAGCUGCUCGCGGAGCCCGACGCAGAGGCGGAGGUGGUUGAAGAGGAAACUCCAGAUAACGCAAUAAAGACGGGCGUCAAAAAUGGUGACGAACAAACUAAAGACCCAUUUUUCGGGGAUCAUCAGGAUGAUGUGGCAAGUCCUACCGCUAGUACUACUACCACUUCCUCCACAGAAGAACGGGGGGCGCCCGACGAAAGCGCGGAAAUGCUCGCGGUGAAGCCGGAAAAUUUGCAGGAAGCACGGGGCAAGGACAAGUGGAUACGCGUCACGUACUCCGUCACCAUAAAUUCCGUGACGAGCAACGGGGAGGACGGUCCGCGCGCGUUCCCGAAGGACGUGCGGUUGCGUGCACCCCUCGACUAUGUCUUAGAUCACCCUUUGGAGGAGGACUUCGCUCGGCCCUGGUGGCUGCAGCCGAUCCCACAGCAGAAAAAAGUUUUCACUUUGCCGCACGAACACCACGGGCAAAUGGAUGAAAUAUUAGAUGCGAAAAACAAAAAGAAGCAACCACCUGCUGCUCAGGACGGGGGCGCGAAAAACAAAGGAGACGAAGAACUAGAGCCUGACAAUCAAUCCAAGAGCCCAGCGACAGCACCCGCCAGGGACGUAGAUCGCAAAGAACCAGCAGCUGCUGCUUUCGCCGAUGCCGGUCUUCCAAAAUAUGAGUACAAACCUCUCAUCGCCGAGAAUCUCGUGCAGAGAAAGGAAAAGUAUGAUGAUUACGAUUGGCUCGUCGACUGCUACCGCAUGCGCCUCAGUGACGAAAUGUACUGGUGUGUUGGCUCCACGUACAAUGGCGAGCACCCGGAUAUGAAGAUCGAGGGGCGAAAGUUUUACCCUAACCGCCGUGGUUUUUACGCCCAGGCCAGGUCGGCCACAGAGCUCAAGAAACUGAUUCUACUAGAUUUGGCGCUGUUUCUCGGGUUGUGUGCGUUCAAGAAGAUGUUGCCACCCGACUUCGAUACUGAGAAGUUUCUCAGCGCUGCGCGAAGGGAAAACAAGCUUGUGACGCCGUUUCCAAAGUCGAUGGCCAUUGACAAGUGGGGGGGCGAAAAUGUCUUUUGCCACUGCCGCUCGCUGCGCCGCACGGCGGAAGCAAUCUAUGGAACGCCGCUGGCGGACCUGAGCAAAGACCCCAUCUACAAUCGGCUUGUGCGUGCCUGGCGUGACGAACUGCACCUGGAAAAGCCGCCACCCGAUCAAUGGGCUGAGUCGAAGGACGAACUUCCUCCAGCUGCUAGUCCCGAUGGAACUGCAACUGCUACCAGCAGUGCAGAGUCACAAAAUGCCACUCGGCCGGUGCAUUUCACAACGUUGCUGGAAAAUUUUUUUCUGAACAACAGGCUCCUCACGCGCAUGGCCCCCAAUCCUUUCGCGAACGACAACAUCAAGCGCUUGUGGGAGACGAACUUUUUGAAACACCCCGAUUUCCUCAUUCCGGCGGAGCUGGUGGAGCGGUGCGCGACCCUGUCGGAAAACAUUGACACGGAGGCCUACUCGAUCAAAAUCUUUCCCUGGGAAGAGGAAAGACCCCCCGGGAACAGUGCGGUUCGCAUUGUCCGAAUGAUUCACGCGACGUCGUCGAAACUUUUUCACCUUCCGCUCGAGCACAACAUCGAUGACCUGUGCCUCUUCACAUUAAAAGAACUGGCCCCGGCUUCGUUGGACGCAAUUGCGUCGAUGCACACCAAAACGAUGGGGCAGGGUGCGGAGGAAAUCAACGCAUUUGUGGAAGACGUCAAGCAGAAGUACGGAAUCCGGCACCAGCCCUUUCACACUCGUUCUACGCAGAAGUAGGCUGGAUUUGGAUUCUAUGUAGCUAGUAGGUCGUGCAAGGUCCGCUGACAAAGCCAUCUACUGAAUGUCUUUCCGUACAAGAGUUGGACAAAAGCAGAGGAAAUCCAUGGGCUAAAGCGUAUUCAAGUUCAUUCCGUUCUUGUUACCAGGUAGUUGUAUUGGUUCUGUCAGUCUCGUUGAUUCCAUUAACGAUACACCCUAGGGACUUCUCGUAUCUGACUGUGAAGCUGUUGAUCAUAGAGCGCCAUACCCUUGUGUAUGUUUGUGCAUGUGCCGCACAGAAAAGUGAAAAAUGAACGAAGGAGAAAGAAAACAUCAACAUCGAUCAAAAAACAGCAAGGAAG
Messenger RNA from Amoebophrya sp. A120, 2777 nucleotides. The record is from the annotation of a GenBank genome assembly. NCBI's taxonomy places the organism in Eukaryota, Dinophyceae, Syndiniales, Amoebophryaceae.